CGUGUGUCAUUUGUGGAAAGCACAAUUUUUCAGUUAAUUAAAAGCCAUAGCAAAUAACUGUUCCAAAUUUGACGUAGGUUGUAGAUGUUCAAGUAUAAAAAAUAUAAAAAAAUAUAAAAAUAGAUUAAUUAACCCGCGCGAUAUCGCGAUCUUUACCACGACUGCAAUCGACGCACAGAUGUAUGUAGCCAUCAACUUGUGGUUGGAUGUGGUCAAUUUCGAUUAUGACAUUUAGGUUGUCAUCGCGUAAAAUCUGCCUUGAUCCGUCUGCCUUUUGGUUACAGAAAAAAUAUUUAAAAGGAUAAAAGAAUGUUUUGUGCGUAUUCACAUUUGGGAAGCGUGGGUCGAAAACCUACACAUAAUCGUUACAUACCCAGGACGAGGCCUACUGGUGAAAGGAAUAGGCCCGUAGAAGCAACAUCAUACCAAUUCGAUGUUCUAAGGGAUUUGUCGCAAAUUAUAAGCAAGUCUCCCCGCAAUGUGAGACGUAUUAUUGAACAUAACGCAAGUUCCCGGGCUUUCUUCAACCCGCAACGUAUAAACGAUGUUCUAUCCAGAACAAAAGCCACAAUUACCGCAAAUGGUAUAAGUGUAAGCUUGGAUGUCGGCUUACCGAUGCGAAGGCGUGCCAAACACUUAAUUGAUAUCACUUUCAGUGGCGGGGGUCUGACGAAAUCAAAUUUACUUGCCCCGCUAAUUGGACAUCAAAUUGAGUUUGCGCGACACUUCAAAACUGAUCGUUCGAUAGAUGCCGAAAUGAAGAGAAAUCCUACAAUAUUCUCUAGGCUAAAGACUGCUUUCGGUGGGAAUGCACACAAAAUAGAAGCUGAAUUGUCUCAUGCACAAGCGGACACCUUAAAAAAAUUGAUUCAGAAAGGUGGAGAACAGGGACCAAACAAAAAUGAGGUGGACAAUAUCAAAAUAGCGUUCGCUGAAGGAUAUUUGGCAGCUGCAAACUCUGAAGAAUCGCCAAAAUCAGGGAAAACUAUGAAAUAUCUUAAAGUAUUCCAACAACUCUUGGUGAUUGUUGUCUUCAUUGGUAUUUUUUUAAGCUUAUUUUCGUCAUCCAACGGAUCUAUGUUCAGUAGAAUACAAUUGGGUAAUCAAGUAGAAGUCGAUCCUGAAGAGAUCCAUGUAACAUUCGAUGAUGUAAAAGGCUGUGAUGAAGCUAAACAAGAAUUAAAAGAGGUCGUAGAGUUUCUAAAAAGUCCCGAAAAAUUUUCUAAUCUUGGUGGUAAACUACCGAAAGGUGUUUUACUGGUGGGACCUCCAGGCACCGGAAAAACUUUGCUUGCACGAGCUGUUGCUGGCGAAGCGAAUGUUCCAUUCUUCCAUGCCGCUGGUCCGGAAUUUGACGAGGUACUGGUGGGUCAGGGUGCAAGGCGAGUGCGUGACCUGUUUAAGGCGGCGAAACAGAGGGCACCUUGUGUUAUUUUUAUUGACGAAAUCGAUUCAGUUGGAGCAAAACGAACAAAUUCAGUAUUGCAUCCAUAUGCGAACCAGACGAUUAAUCAAUUAUUGGCUGAAAUGGACGGCUUUCAUCAGAAUACUGGUGUAAUCGUACUAGGUGCUACAAACAGACGCGAUGAUCUAGAUCAAGCAUUGCUACGACCAGGUCGUUUUGACGUCGAGGUUGUGGUUUCCACGCCGGAUUUUACUGGCCGAAAAGAGAUACUUUCAUUGUAUUUGACAAAAAUUCUUCACGAUGAAAUUGACUUAGACAUGUUGGCCAGAGGUACAUCAGGGUUUACAGGAGCAGACUUGGAGAACAUGAUCAAUCAAGCUGCUUUGAGGGCCGCUAUCGAUGGCGCCGAAACCGUUACGAUGAAGCAUUUAGAAAGUGCGCGAGAUAAAGUUCUCAUGGGUCCCGAAAGAAAAGCUCGCCUUCCGGACGAAGAAGCAAAUCUCAUAACAGCCUACCAUGAAGGUGGGCAUGCCAUUGUCGCUUAUUAUACCAAGGAGUCACAUCCGUUACAUAAAGUUACAAUUAUGCCACGCGGUCCUUCCCUGGGACACACUGCUUAUAUACCUGAAAAAGAACGAUAUCAUGUGACCAAAGCACAGCUCUUAGCUAUGAUGGAUACAAUGAUGGGUGGACGUGCUGCCGAGGAGUUAAUAUUUGGCACAGAGAAAAUCACAUCAGGCGCGAGUAGUGACUUAAAACAAGCUACGUCCAUAGCUACUCAUAUGGUGAAGGAUUGGGGUAUGUCAGAGAGAGUGGGUCUUCGUACAUUCGACAAUUCGAAAGGACUUGUUGCAGCAGAAUCUCUGGGUCCAAACACAGUGGAAAUUGUUGACGCUGAAAUAAAGCGCAUUUUGAAUGAAAGCUACGAACGCGCAAAAGCGAUAUUAAAAAAACACACCAAAGAGCAUAAGGCUCUUGCUGAAGCGUUACUGAAGUAUGAAACUCUUGACGCAGAAGACAUAAAGGCUAUAAUGAAUGAUUCGCGUUAGCUGGGAAAGGUAUAGAUAUAUUACGAAGUAACAUAUUCGGUAAACAUUUUAAUAAAUAACGGUAAAUAAAGACUUAUGCUUUUAAGCCAGAAACAAAAAAAUAUUAAA
This is a messenger RNA of Rhagoletis pomonella (apple maggot), 2562 nucleotides long. It is a transcript of the gene YME1L, whose product is annotated as ATP-dependent zinc metalloprotease YME1L. Gene Ontology annotation, molecular function: ATP binding; ATP-dependent peptidase activity; ATP hydrolysis activity. The transcript has 10 exons. The record is from RefSeq and is a predicted model, not a curated record. NCBI's taxonomy places the organism in Eukaryota, Metazoa, Arthropoda, Insecta, Diptera, Tephritidae. Gene Ontology annotation, cellular component: mitochondrial inner membrane. Bases 310 to 2454 code for a protein of 714 amino acids. Gene Ontology annotation, biological process: protein quality control for misfolded or incompletely synthesized proteins; mitochondrion organization.